Molecule: messenger RNA, 5836 nt
Organism: Salarias fasciatus (jewelled blenny)
Lineage: Eukaryota; Metazoa; Chordata; Actinopteri; Blenniiformes; Blenniidae
Gene: otud7b
Product: OTU deubiquitinase 7B
Exons: 12
Coding region: 262-2886 (874 amino acids)
Biological process (GO): protein K48-linked deubiquitination; protein deubiquitination involved in ubiquitin-dependent protein catabolic process; protein K11-linked deubiquitination
Cellular component (GO): cytoplasm; nucleus
Molecular function (GO): DNA binding; zinc ion binding; K63-linked polyubiquitin modification-dependent protein binding
Source: RefSeq, a predicted model, not a curated record
UCGCACCGCCGCUUGACGUUGUUGUUGUAGGAUUGAGUUUGUCGCUGUCGCUCCGGUUCGGAUCUCAUCCUGAACUUGCUCCUCGGAACCGGCUGGAAAAGUUGUGAAGCGUGGAUGCGGGAGAGCGGGCCGCCGCGGAGCAGCUGCAGCCGGCUGGACGCGUCCCGGGGACCAUGUGAAGUCCGCCGCAGGCCGCUGAAGGUGUGGCUGCUCCCCCUGCUGGCAGAGCCGCUGCUCUACACCUGCUGACUUCAUGAUCACAUGACCGGGGACAUGGACGCUGUCCUGUCCGACUUUGUCCGUUCCACUGGAGCCGAACCGGGACUGGCCCGGGACCUGCUGGAGGGGAAGAACUGGGACUUCACCGCCGCCCUCAGCGACUUCGAGCAGCUGCGACAGGUGCAUGCUGGGAGCCUGACGUACUCCCUGGCGGAGGAGCCCACGUUCCGGCCGUCGGAGAAGGACCCGGUCCGGGGGGGGCGGCCCGUCCUGCACCGCCAGGAAGAGGUGGUCCAAGCCACGGAGAAGCGUCUGUCCAGAGGCAUCUCUCACGCCAGCUCCAGCAUCGUGUCCCUGGCCCGGUCCCAGGUGUCCUGCAGCAGCGAGCCCCUGCUGGACACGCCCCUCUGCACCUUCCAGCUGCCCGACCUCACGCUGUACCGCCACGACUUCCGCGGCUUCGUGGAGCGAGACCUGAUCGAGCAGUCCAUGAUGCUGGCCCUGGAGCACGCAGGUCGUCUGAACUGGUGGUCUAAGGUGGUCCCGUCCUGCCAGAGUCUUCUCCCUCUGGCCACCAGCGGAGACGGGAACUGUCUGCUUCACGCAGCGUCUCUGGGAAUGUGGGGUUUCCAUGACCGGGACCUGAUGCUGCGGAAGUCUCUGUACUCCCUGAUGGACCACGGUCCAGAGACCGAGGCUCUGAGGCGCCGCUGGAGGUGGCAGCAGACCCAGCAGAACAAGGAGUCGGGGCUGCUCUACACGGAGGACGAGUGGCAGAAGGAGUGGAACGAGUUGCUGAAGUUGGCGUCCAGUGAGCCCAGAAUCCACUUCAGCACCAACGGGACCAGCGGGGCGGAGUCUUCAGACGAACCGGUCUACGAGAGUCUGGAGGAGUUCCACGUCUUCGUUCUGGCCCACGUUCUUAGGAGACCCAUCGUGGUGGUGGCCGACACCAUGCUGAGGGACUCGGGAGGGGAGGCCUUCGCCCCCAUCCCCUUCGGAGGGAUCUACCUUCCCCUGGAGGUUCCGGCCGCCAGGUGCCACCGGUCCCCCCUGGUUCUGGCCUACGAUCAGGCCCACUUCUCGGCCCUGGUGUCCAUGGAGCAGAGGGACGGCGGCAGAGACCAGGUCGUGAUCCCGCUCACCGACUCGGAGCACAAGAUGCUGCCGCUGCACUUCGCCGUGGAUCCUGGGAAGGACUGGGAGUGGGGCAAAGACGACCACGACAACGUGAUGCUGGCCAGCGUGGCGUUAUCUCUGGAGGCCAAACUGCAGAUGCUGCACAGCUACAUGACGGUCAGCUGGCUGCCGCUGCCCUGCGAGCAGGCUCCUCUCGCUCAACCCGAGUCUCCGACGGCGUCGGCGGGCGAGGACGCCCGGACGCCUCCGGACUCCGGCGAGUCGGACAAGGAGUCGGUCAGCAGCAGCUCCAACGGCAAUGGAGACGCGGCGGCGGCCAACGGCGGCCCGCCACCCAAGAACGGGUCCUCGUCCUCGUCCGGCUCGGGCGGCGGCGGCGGCUCGGCCGGGAAGGACAAGAGUAAGAAGGACAAGGACAAGAAGCGCGCCGACUCGGUGGCCAACAAGCUGGGCAGCUUCGGGAAGAGUCUGGGCAGCAAGCUGAAGAAGAACGUGGGCGGGCUGAUGACGGGGAAGGGCGCGGCGGCGGCGGCGGCGGGCGGCGCCGAGAAGAAGAAGGGCUCCUUCAGGGGCAGGAAGGGCAGCAAGGAGGGCUCGCCGUCCGCCCACGCCUCCGAGGACUCCGGGAAGGGCUCGCCGUCGUCCGGCAGCGAGCGCCUCAACGGCACGGGCGGCAGCACGAGCAGCGGCGGCAGCAGCACCGACAGCGACGGCUGCAAGUACGGCGCCGACGUGAAGGUGAGCCUGGGCAUCCUGCGAGCCGCCAUGCAGGGCGACAGGAAGUUCGUCUUCUCGGCGCUGCUCACCGCCUCCAGCCGCCAGCCCUUCCAGGAGGAGAUGAUCCAGCGCUACCUGGCCGACGCCGAGGAGCGCUUCCGGGCGGAGCAGGAGCAGCAGCGCCGCGACGCCGAAAGGAGGGGCGUGGCCAACGGGGCGCCGCCCCCCCGGAAGGAAGCGGCCGAGCCGGGCCACCGGCCGCACGACGCCAAAGAGGAGCCGUGCGACGGCGAUCCGCCCGGGCCGGCCCCCCCGGGCCCCUCGCCGUUCUCCGCCGCCGCGCCCCUCCCUCGCGCCUCCUUCAUGGACCCGCCCCCCCUCGCCCCGCUCCACCCGGACGCCCGGCGGCAGCUGGCCGGCGGCUCCCCGGCCGCCUCCUACCCCGGCCUGCCCCCGUACGCCACCCUCCCCCGACACUGCCCCGCCCCCCCGGGCCCCGCCCACCCCCAGUACUCCGGCUGCUCCCUGAGCCCCCCGCGGCUCCCGCCCUGCUACCCCCCCGACUUCGACCCGCCGGACUACCCCGGGUCCGAACCCUACGCCAACGGCUUCAGGGACCCGGGGGCCUCGCUGCCCCCCCUCAGACACUACUCCCUGGGCAGCGCCGGCGCCCUGCAGCCCGGACCCCCCCGCUGCCGGACCCCCAGCUGCACCUACUACGGACACCCCGAGACGGGGAACUACUGCUCCUACUGCUACCGCGAGGAGCUGAAGAGGAGGGAGGCGGAGCCCGCCGUGCACCGCUUCUGAGGCGUCCGGCGGUCCGGUUCUGAGAGGUCCCGUGGACCGGUUCGGACCGGUUCUGACGGGACCAGAAGCACGGCGGGCGGCUUCCAUGAGUGGCCUUUACACAUCAGAACAGAGACUCCAUGAUGGAGGUGGCGCAGAACCAGCAGGGCGGAGUCUGGGCGGAGUCUGGGCGGAGUCUGGGCGGACACAGCUCGCCCCGCCUCCUGAUAAAACACUAAACUGCACUUCUCUGACUUAGUGCUCUUGUCGUUGCUGUGGCUGUGUGCAGGUGUGUGUGCGAGUGUGUGUGUGUGUGUGUGUGUGUGUGUGUGUGUGUGUGUGUGUGUGCAAUGUAUCCAGCAGGAGUCAUCUCACACAUACACACACUCUCUCUCCCUCGAUGCACAAGCUCUCGUUCCCCUCGGAGGUGUUGUUCCGAUGUUUGGAAAGACGGCGGCCUUUGCUGGAUUAGCGCCGCGCUCCGCAGGCUGCUGUGCUGCUACUGGUUCAGAACGCUACGGUUUGGCUCCGCCCCUCUGGUCGACACGUUCCGUCACUCAGAUGUCAAACGCCGUCCGACGUCGGUUCUUCUGGCUUCCGAUCGGAUCACAAACGGAGCGGCGGCACCGUCAGGAGCUGGAGUCACUCACCCUGCCAUCCCGAGUCUUCCUGUUCCUGUAGCUGGUUAGCGCUGAUCAGCGCCGGCUAGUAGCAGUUAGCGCUGAUCAGCGCCGGCUAGUAGCAGUUAGCGCUGAUCAGCGCCGGCUAGCAGCAGUUAGCGCUGAUCAGCGCCAGAGGCCGAUGGCUUCUCCAGAAAUCUAAAGCUCCUCCCACUUUCUACUUAAAUCAUCCAAGAAAAAAGCCUUUAAUCUGAAGUGGGCCCUCCGGGAGCCGACGGGUCGGGUGUAAUUCCCCCUCCUGCCAGCAGAUGCCGCAGCGCCAGCAGUGCUCCUGCCACCGUUAACGGAACUUCAGGUUUAUCUUCCUCCAAGGGUCUGAACGUUGACCUCUUCAGGUUUCUCACAGUGAGCAACACGUUCUGCAGCUGCUGUAAAAAAAACAAAACAAAAAAUAACUCCUAAAAUGUUGGUUUGAGGUCAAGCUGAUGGGACGAGGCUAAUGCUAACUAGCGUUACCAUCCUGAGGAAUGUAGAGCAACUUCAACUCCACAUUACACAUUAAUCAUGUGAAGCUGGAGCCCAACUCGCAUGAGCAUUAGCGCAGCUCCAGUUAGCAUUAGCGCAGCUCCAGUUAGCAUUAGCACUGUGAUGAACGUUGAUCUGGAAACCAAACACUGCAGACAGCUUCACGUCAUGAUGGAGAUAUCUGAGAUUCAUGCAGACUUCAAGCUCUACCUGUAGCUUUAGCUGUAGCUUUAGCUUUAGCAUUAGCUUUGGCUUUAGCACCACUUUCCAAACACUGAUAGAGAAAAGUGGAGCACUGGAAAAAGAAAACACUAAACACAAACAAAACCUGGAAGUGAAGAGCUGGUCCCGGUCGUCCCAUUAGCAUUAGCUCACAGGUAGCGCUAGCACAGCUAUGCGUUCACCAGCAGCGAGCUCCACCCGUCAGCCUGUGGUGGAGCUGAAGGAAGUAGCGUUAGCAUGACCUCAGAGCCACAUUCUCAAAGCUAAUGCUAUUAGCACCUAGCAUGUGUCAUUUGACACCUGGCUCACAGUUUGUCGGCACCCGUUAGCAUUAGCACGUCUCUUCUGCAGCCCGGUGAUGGAGAGGAAGAGGCGGAGCUUCAGCCUUCAUGCUAACAGGAGAACCAGCCACGUUCUGUCUUGAUGGAACCCAAACCUCCUGCCGCCCCCUGCUGCUAGCGCUAGCUUUAACGUUAGCAUUAGCACGGUCCUCAGCCGCUCAAAACAGGAAGUCAGGUUCUCCUCCUGCAUCAGUCGCUGUUCACACGAAUCCAGCACUUUGAUGGAGUCAGUGACGAUCUGAAGAGUCAGACCUCCACCUGCUCCACUUCCUGCUCCUCCACCUGCUCCACUUCCUGCUCCUCCACCUGCUCCACUUCCUGCUCCACUUCCUGCUCCUCCACCUGCUCCACUUCCUGCUCCACUUCCUGCUCCACUUCCUGCUCCUCCACCUGCUCCACUUCCUGCUCCUCCACCUGCUCCACCCAGAGACUCCGUGUCCAAUUUGUGUCCUUGAUGCCUUUUUUCAUCAUUUUGUCUCCGUACUGAUCCCGAUCCUGAUCCGGUUCCUGUCUGGAUCCGGAUCUGGUCUGGGAGAGCUCAGCUGGGAUGUGACGUUGCUGCUGCACAUUUGAAAGAAGUUGUUUUAUGAGGAACCUCUUUUAUUGUGAAAGGAUCCUGGAUCCAGGAUCCUGCUGCUGUUCUCCGCAGAACCCGCCCCCUCCCACAGCUGGCUGCAGUUCACUGCCUCAGCCGCCAGAGGGCGCUGGCGCUUCUCUGUUGUCUCCUCAAAGCAGAGCAACCAGAAUGUGAAGGUGAGGUUCUGGAAGGUUCUGCUGGCGGCGCCCGACAGGUCCGGGUUCUGGAAGGUUCUGCUGGCGGCGCCCGACAGGUCCGGGUUCUGGAAGGUUCUGCCGGCGGCGCCCGACAGGUCCGGGUUCUGGAAGGUUCUGCUGGCGGCGCCCGACAGGUCCGGGUUCUGGAAGGUUCUGCCGGCGGCGCCCGACAGGUCCGGGUUCUGGAAGGUUCUGCUGGCGGCGCCCGACAGGUCCGGGUUCUGGAAGGUUCUGGAAGGUUCUGCCGCUCCGCUCCUUUAUUUUUCUAAGUUUUCCAGAGUUUUCAAAACAGAAAUAAAAAGUGAGAAUGAAUGAAGAGUUGAGAGGGGCGGGGCGGGGGCGGGGCCAAGGUGGGGGCGGGGCUCUCCGAGCAAUGUUUAUAUUUAUAGGUCGAUUUUUUCAUGAGGGGGUGUGGUCUGAGCUGGUUUUGUAAACUUUGUGUUUCUACGGUAACGAUCUCCUGCGAGUCAAUAAAACUCUGAAACCCGA